CCCGAACGGCCGAACCUCCCUCUGCUCCGCGCGACUCGUGUGGUUCGCCUCCGCUAUUCUUCUUCUUGCGAGAGAAGCAAAGCCCCGCGCCGCCGCCGCCGCCGAUAAGGGUAGGUCGCCGGAGGGGGUUGGAGGAGGAUGGCCGAGGGCGAGGAGGACGCGCGCCGCCGCGCCGCGGUCGCCGAGUACCGCAAGAAGCUCCUCAGCUGCCGGGAGCUCGAGGCGCGGGCCAAAACAGCGAGGGAGAACCAAAAAAAUGCAAAGAAAAACUUGGAAAAAACUGAAGAGGAUCUCAAAGCAUUGCAAAGCGUGGGCCAAAUAAUUGGUGAGGUGCUUCGACCUUUGGACAAGGAACGAUUUAUUGUGAAGGCUAGCAGUGGACCACGCUAUGUUGUUGCCUGCCGAAGUAAAGUUGACAAAGAAAAGUUGAUUGCUGGUACAAGAGUUGUUCUUGACAUGACAACGCUUACUAUCAUGCGCACUUUGCCACGUGAGGUUGACCCUGUGGUUUACAACAUGCUACAUGAAGAUCCUGGCAAUGUUAGUUACUCAGCUGUAGGUGGCUUGUCGGAUCAAAUAAGGGAACUCAGAGAAUCCAUUGAGUUACCGCUUAUGAAUCCAGAACUGUUUCUCCGUGUAGGGAUUAAGCCGCCAAAGGGUGUGCUACUCUAUGGUCCACCUGGAACUGGGAAGACACUCCUAGCUAGAGCCAUUGCUAGCAACAUUGAUGCUAACUUUUUGAAGAUAGUUUCAAGUGCUAUCAUUGACAAGUAUAUUGGUGAGAGUGCACGCUUGAUUCGUGAAAUGUUCAACUAUGCACGUGAGCAUCAGCCAUGCAUCAUUUUCAUGGAUGAAAUCGAUGCCAUUGGUGGCCGAAGAUUUAGCGAGGGCACAAGUGCUGAUCGUGAAAUUCAAAGGACAUUGAUGGAGCUUUUAAAUCAGCUAGAUGGAUUCGAUGAGCUUGGGAAGGUGAAAAUGAUCAUGGCAACGAACAGGCCUGACGUUUUGGAUCCUGCGCUCCUUCGGCCUGGGCGGUUGGACAGGAAAAUCGAGAUCCCGCUCCCGAACGAGCUGGGGAGGAUGGAGGUCCUCAAGAUUCACGCAGCUGGCAUUGCUAAGCAUGGCGAAAUCGAUUACGAAGCUGUUGUGAAACUGGCUGAGGGUUUCAACGGCGCUGAUCUGCGCAACGUCUGCACGGAAGCCGGCAUGGCUGCCAUUCGAGCAGAGCGCGACUAUGUUAUUCAGGAGGACUUCAUGAAGGUGCGCUUCCACCACCUCUCUCUCUCUCUCUCUCUAAUCGAGCUUGCUUGGUGCUCACCGUCCCUCCCUUUCCGAUGUAAUACCGAUUUCAGGCGGUGCGCAAGCUGAACGAGGCCAAGAAGCUCGAGUCCAGCGCGCACUACAGCGCCGACUUCGGCAAGGAGUGAAGGGGGACGACCUGAUCCAGAGACCUUCUGAUUGUAGUGGAAACCCUGUCAGGCCAUCUCGGGCGGGAGAGCUCUCAUCCUGACGCUAUCGGAGCAUACAAGCCACUCUUCGUUUACUUAUUUAUUUAUUUAUUAUUAGUUCCAGCAGAUAGAUUCCAGGAUGGAUGUGGGUCCAUGUGGCUGCAAGCACCAAGCAGGUCGUUGUAGUGUGUAAACUUCGAAUUCACUCUGAAACUGAUCACGUCGAGGAUGAACCCCGACAAUAGUUCAUCUUACAUGUGCAUUUUGCUUGCUUC
Molecule: messenger RNA, 1723 nt
Organism: Panicum hallii
Lineage: Eukaryota; Viridiplantae; Streptophyta; Magnoliopsida; Poales; Poaceae
Product: 26S proteasome regulatory subunit 10B homolog A-like
Exons: 9
Coding region: 139-1368 (409 amino acids)
Biological process (GO): positive regulation of RNA polymerase II transcription preinitiation complex assembly
Cellular component (GO): cytosolic proteasome complex; proteasome regulatory particle, base subcomplex
Molecular function (GO): proteasome-activating activity; ATP hydrolysis activity; ATP binding
Source: RefSeq, a predicted model, not a curated record